CCCGCCUCCGCCCUGGGCCUCCCCGGGUCGAAGCCCUCCCGGAGCUGCACAAUGCGCGGGGACCAGGCCACGUCUUGGUACCGGCGGAUGUCUGUGGUCUACGCGGUGGGCGCCUGGACCACGCUGGGCUCCAUGUUUUAUUUAGGCCGGAAAAAACGCAAGCCACCAGUAGAGCAAAAGGAUGUCUCAAGAAAUGAAAUGCUUGAGCCCCCAAAAGGAUUUUACUUGGAAACAAUUGUCACAUAUAAAGAAGAUUCGGUUCCAGUCUCUGACAAGAUCCUCAACUUUCUGAAAUCAUGGACUGGUGGCCCUGGAGGGGAACCAUGAUUAGCUGCUGAAUGCUGAAAACUGGGACUUUGGUUCAGCAUAUACAUUUCAUGGAUGCCUUGAUUUCCAAUUUAUGUUUAUGGAGAGUGUAUCCAUUUAAUUUAAUUUUGCUGUAAAAUAUAAUCACUCGUAG
Molecule: messenger RNA, 460 nt
Organism: Neomonachus schauinslandi (Hawaiian monk seal)
Lineage: Eukaryota; Metazoa; Chordata; Mammalia; Carnivora; Phocidae
Gene: SMIM26
Product: small integral membrane protein 26
Exons: 2
Coding region: 52-327 (91 amino acids)
Cellular component (GO): mitochondrion
Source: RefSeq, a predicted model, not a curated record